This is a messenger RNA of Umbelopsis ramanniana AG, 705 nucleotides long. RefSeq lists its product as uncharacterized. Gene Ontology annotation, biological process: nuclear mRNA surveillance; rRNA catabolic process; poly(A)-dependent snoRNA 3'-end processing. The record is from RefSeq and is a predicted model, not a curated record. Lineage: Eukaryota; Fungi; Mucoromycota; Umbelopsidomycetes; Umbelopsidales; Umbelopsidaceae. Gene Ontology annotation, cellular component: nucleolus; nuclear exosome (RNase complex); cytoplasmic exosome (RNase complex). The transcript is spliced from 8 exons. The coding region runs from base 1 to 705 and encodes 234 amino acids.
AUGUCGCGAUUAGAGCUUCUUACACCGGAAGGUCUCCGCGUUGAUGGUCGAAGACCCAAUGAACUGAGAAAAAUCAUUGCGAAAACCAGUGUUCUCGCUCAGGCAGACGGAUCGGCAUACAUUGAACAGGGAAACACCAAAGUUUUGGCGGCGGUAUAUGGUCCACAGGAGGUCCGUCACCGAAUGCAAAUAUUACACGAUAGAGCCAUCAUUAAUGUAGAGUUCAACGUGGCACCCUUCAGCACAAGCGAGCGUAAAAAGCGAUCCAAAAAUGACAAAUAUGACAAUGGCAUUAAAUUGCAAACGUCACAGUUCCCUCGCUCACAAAUCGAUAUUUAUUUGCAAGUGCUUCAGCAUGAUGGAGGAACUUUGCAAGCCUGUAUUAAUGCUGCGACGAUGGCAUUGAUUGACGCUGGUAUUCCCAUGAUCGACUACGUUUGUGCUUCAACGGCAGGAUGUAUUGACAAGCAACCUGUGCUGGAUCUCAAUUAUCUUGAAGAGUCAUCAGAUAGUCCAGAACUGACGGUUGCCAUCCUGCCUCGAACGGGAAAAGUGAAUUUGAUGUCAAUGGAAUCUCGCCUUCACGUUGAUAUGUUGGAGAGUGUGGCAUCCUUAGCUACGGAAGGAUGUGAGCAGAUUCAUACCAUACUUGAUGCGGUUGUGAGAGACACUACGCAGCAUUUGAAAGAUAGCUUGAUGCAGUAG